Messenger RNA from Acanthaster planci (crown-of-thorns starfish), 2600 nucleotides. RefSeq names its product prostaglandin E2 receptor EP2 subtype-like. NCBI's taxonomy places the organism in Eukaryota, Metazoa, Echinodermata, Asteroidea, Valvatida, Acanthasteridae. Gene Ontology annotation, biological process: positive regulation of cytosolic calcium ion concentration; inflammatory response; adenylate cyclase-activating G protein-coupled receptor signaling pathway. Gene Ontology annotation, molecular function: G protein-coupled receptor activity. Gene Ontology annotation, cellular component: plasma membrane. The record is from RefSeq and is a predicted model, not a curated record.
GGUAAGAGUUACCCGGGUCCGAGGGUGAGGCCCCAGGGCCCAUUCUCAGUGUGAUCUUACUACGAAAGACGGAUACCUUUGGCAUUGUCCUUUACAUAACGUGUCAUUCAGUGUUUCUCUGGUGUCUACUGGCUGUCUGUGCAGCCAGCAGAGCUACGGCACUGUCGUGAAAUGUCUUCAAUUCAUUGCUAAGUCGACUUCCUCGUCUCACCACAUUUAGCUCAGUAGUAUUGAAGCUAGGGCCCGUUCAUCAGCCGUUGACGACAACCGAGCAAUCUUGUGACGGUCGUCCCUCCGGUACAUGCAUACAUGGAGCGUCAUGUCAUUUCAACGAUCCGACACGCAUUGCUCCGGUCGAGGUAACCACUUAUUUGCUGAAACUACACUGUGGGAUCCAUAUGCCAAACUAUUGCCUCCAGUGGAUCGUUUUUACAUAGUCACACGGUCAGAAACCGAGCAUGCCCAAGUUCGAAUAUAGUUCUACACAAGGUUGAGUGCGCAACUCUCAUCCCGGUCAUCUGCAGGGGCGCGAUUAAUAACUCUUUAUAAAACAUGUAUUCCGUACUGAAGCAUCAACGCUAAAGAUUAUACACGGAAUACCAAUAUCAUAAUCCGUAUUGCACUUUUAUUGAACGUGGCCCAGAAGUACGGCGACUGAAUUAUGACACAUCUGGCCAACAACACAACACGGCCACCAUGGACGUCUUACACCAACGUCACAGAGGACCUUGGCGUGAACUCCGCUAACAGUCUGUCCAAUACCAUUCAGACGUACUGCAUUUUGUCUAGCGGGUUUCUUCUGAACUUGAUUGCAGCCUUCACAUGGACUAGGCCUGGCUGCUUGCCUCGUCAGCGUACGUGCCCGACCAUCAUCAGGGCAGCCUUGGUGUGGGUGGACCUUCUCUCAAUCACCGGCUAUAUCAUCCGUGGAGGGCUCACGCCGGCCCUGAAAAGCUUCAACUACAACUUGUUCUGUGACAUCUUUGGCUUCACGAAUACCAUGUUCUCGCUGACGUCCGGGAUGAUCGCGGGAGUUAUGUCUGUGGAUCGCUUCGCGGCACUCUCGACACCUUUUAAGUACAAAUCCCGUUUCACGCCGAGACGGAUAACACUCGCAAUCCUGCUGGCGGUAGUCCUCUCCGCCCUGGUGGGAUCGCUUCCGUUUCUUGGUAUCGGAUCCUAUCGUCCCAUCGACCACUUCCACGGCACGACGGUGUGCAAGCUCAACUGGUUCCCGAACGAGCGGCCGCUCUUUUUGCUGCACUUCGCACUAUACCAGGUGGUUGGUUGGUUCCUCGUGGUCGUCGUGGUGCUAAGCAAUGUCGGGGUGAUUCGGACCUUGCUGAACAUGAGGAGACACGUGGCCGCAGCUGGCACCCAGCCCCCUAACAUUGACAGGAAACGGGAAGUGCGUUUUGUGAGGACUAUGAUGCUGAUCACGCUGUUUUUCGGCUUCUGUUGGGUGCCAUGGAUGAUCACAACCAUCCUGACCAAAGUGGGAUCGAAGACGACGCUGGAAGGGGACGUGUUCGUCACUCGGCUCCUCUUGGCCAACAGCGCGUUCGACCCACUCAUCUUCAUGGUCACCAGCGAAGUGUUCUGCUCGCGACUCCGCGACAAGGCUGGGCAGGCAUUGCGGCGACUAUGCCGCGGGAAGGGACCCGACAGCCCACCCCAGCUGAAUGCUUCAUUUGGCAGCGUGGACUCUGAUGCCAACACAGGCCCCCCGGCAGGCGUUGACGAGACUCGCGUGACCACGACGUUGAGUUUGCCAAGCCUUAGCCAGACGCUUGGACCUAUCAUCACAGUGACGGAGGCACCAACCAUGGCCGACGAUCAACCAGAACGCGAUGCGUCAACCUCGCUGGAGAAGCUGGUAGAAGGAAGCGCUGAGGAAAUAGACCGGGGAGGGGCUGCUUUUACGUGUUGAUAUCUUGGUCAAAGGCGUGAGAACAUUAGGGAUCUACCCUUGGCUCACGAAAGACUUAUCUCAUUUUUAAGAUAAAUAUCGCAGCUUAGAAUCCUUCAGCCGCUUUUGGAAUCAUGGUAGGUCACAAAUUGAGACUGUGCCUUGGCCACGACUGGAUUCGCGAAUUUAAGAGAAGGUUUGGCGGAUCGGAGCAUUAUAACUUUAAGCUUUGUUAAUCCAAUCUGUGACGCUCCGGGAAACAGUAGCUCUGGAGCCUGGACAUAAAUUUGGCAUGGAGGGUCAUCAGCUUUUGCAAUUAGUGUCUUGAGUACUGAGGAAAGUGGGGCAAGGGACCGUACCCUGUCUCCAUGUAGCAAAUAGCCAAUUGCUUUGCAUAUACCAAGGUUUUAGCCAAACAUUAUCAUAAGUUACUACAUUUUCCAAGAAUAAUUAUUUGCGGUCCAUCACAUAUUCAGUACAUGUGUGUAUAGGCAUGGUGAACCACUGACGGAUAUAAAAUGCAUUAUGUAUAUACGUCACACAUAAAGAUACAUAUAUUGAAAAGCAAAAUUCUAUAAAGACGGAGUUAAUGUCUAGCGCCGAAUUGUGGAGAAUGCUGAUUCCCCGCUUUCUGACAAGAUAUCAUCGUAGCUGGCUUGCUAUUUUGAAUAAAAGGAUUUUACAAAUUCGA